Molecule: messenger RNA, 1020 nt
Organism: Cordyceps militaris CM01
Lineage: Eukaryota; Fungi; Ascomycota; Sordariomycetes; Hypocreales; Cordycipitaceae
Exons: 3
Coding region: 1-1020 (339 amino acids)
Source: RefSeq, a predicted model, not a curated record
AUGGCCGCGCCAAAGCCAAGGGAUCCCUUGGAUGCGCUGCAGGGUCUCCUCAAUGAUGUCCUCGUGCAAACCGGCAAAGCUUUACGUGCAUCCCGACGGGAUAGCCAAGGAAAUCUCGCGCUACCACAGGGCAUCUCACAAUCAAAACUGCCACAAACCAUUGACACCUUCCACAAAGCCCUCGAUGACCUAGAAGGCGAUAUUAUGAAAGCCAAGUCCGUCAUCCUCCGCGAUCUCAACCAACUCCAGGCCGACCAGUCUACGGCCCAACAACAACAAUUACAGCCUGCUCUUGCUAUUGAGUCCCUAACAAAGGAGCCAAUGCCCAUAGAUAUCGAGUCUUCGCCGCCGCCCUCGAUUGUUGCUCAUACCAAACCCGUCCUUGCGCCUUUCCCCGUCAUGGACCCCGGUAACAUUACGAAUGGCGACACGGCCAUCAAGACGGAAGACCAUGCCCACUUUACGAACAGCCCUACGAAAAACGGCAUCGUUAAAUUGGAAGCUCCCGCGGCUCCCGAGGCCCCCAUGAUGGCCGAUUCCAACUUUACCGACAUGCAAUUCUCGCUGGCGCCAGGUGACGGCUUGCAGGGCCAAAAUACGACUGCUGCUGGCUCCUUUGAUGUGUCAUCCUUUGCGCCCAGUGAUACAAUGCUCUCACUCAACAACAUGCUGCCAGGCAAUAGCCACUCCUCCGGUGCCAGCAGCACACACGGCCCGGCAGCUAUCACGGCGACAACCGAAGCGAUCAAGACAGAGCCUCUCAAGGAUAACGGCAACGCAAACGAGUCCAACUUUGAGGAGUUUUUCACCAAUGACGCGAGCCAGGCCGAUGGCAUGGACUUCGACUUUAGCCUUGGCGGCAGUGGCGGCGGUGGCGGUGGUGGUGGCAGCGGUGGUGGCAUGGGUGAGGAUACAUUUGAUGAUUUGAUGAAUGACCGCGAUGGGACGUUUGAUCUGAUGAGCAAUGAAGAUUUCGACGCUGCCUUUUUCAGCCUCGACAAUAAAGACGGCACGACUUGA